Messenger RNA from Haemonchus placei, 738 nucleotides. NCBI's taxonomy places the organism in Eukaryota, Metazoa, Nematoda, Chromadorea, Rhabditida, Trichostrongylidae. The record is from the annotation of a GenBank genome assembly.
AUGGCUCUGUGGCCCGUUGACCGUCUUGAGCGCAUGAUGGAAGAACCCUUCAGACGAAUGGAACGUUUCAAUCCAAUGCGUGAUAUGGACUGGAUGAGCCGUCAGAUCAUGCCGUACUGGAGGAACGCCGAUCACUCGAUGCUGCACGUAGGAAACCAAACCAAGGAGGGGAUUUCGAACCCGAAUCAGUGCAAAGCACCUGCAUUCACGUCAGAGAGUAGAACAACGUUACAGAGUCGCUUUUUACUGUGGCAUUUUCAACAUUACCUGGAAGUAUGGAAGAAUUUUCCUAGACUACCAUAUCCCGAGUCUACGAAAUCUCGAGUACAGCCUACAUCGACAUGCUUCUACCUACCAAAUAUCAAUCUAAAAGGCGGUACCUAUGAUGAGUUCGAUGCCAGUGAUAUUACUCAGUGUUGUAUACAGUGUGCUAGUCAGCCGUGUUGUGCCGGCUAUACUUACUCGAAGGCGUUAAAGAGAUGCUUCAUGAAGUCAUCGAUUAACUACUCUGAACAAGAAGAUAUGAUGAUCAGUGGUAUUCGAGCAAAUGCUAAUGGAGCUGCAGGUGUCGGAGCAAAAAUGAAAAACGUAAAAAUCGAGGGAAGCGGUGGAAGCCGUAUUACACUGGAAAACUCGGACGAAUGUCAGCAGUACUGUACAGGUAAUCAUUUCCGAAUACAUAACUCAUCUAUUCUUUGUGUAUACUGGCAUUUUCCUUUUUAUAAUUCCCAUUUAUAG